UUUACUGCUCCGUGUGGCCCUUCUCAUUUAACUCCAUGGUGCGUAUUUCUUGUGCUUCAUUUGUCGCGGAUUUCGAGCAGUAAAUGUUGCUCGUGUGGCCGUGGCCUUAAGGCCAGGAUUGAGGGGAGAAGUAGAUGAAAAUGGCAUUUGACAAGUGCUGACGUCUAUGGUGUAAAAUUCGAAAAAUUCGAAGCGAAAAGUAUUUAUUCGGUUGUUUGUCGUUGAAAUGUAAUGCAGGAAGGAAGAAGAAAAUUGUCACUGUCGGUCAAGAUUGUCUGUUAGAGUAUUGUUUCCAUAAAUACACGUGUCACCGGAGUAGACGGAGGUUGCUACUGUCAACCGUGUGUUGUAUUUGUGGGUGUUAAAUCGAUUAAAACAAUGGCAAGACUGACAGAAGAGAUGGUUCUUGCUCGUACAAAAACAUCCGAUCUGUCAAGUAUUAGGACACUAAAUUUUUGGGGCAGGGAACUUUUAGAUGUCAGUCUGAUUCGCGGUAUGCACAAUGUCGAAGUCCUUUCGCUCAGUGUGAACAAGAUUGCGUCCCUGUCAGACUUCCAGUAUUGCCGCAACCUGCAGGAGUUAUAUAUGCGCAGGAACAAUAUCAGGGAAUUGAACCAGAUCUUGUACCUGCAGGACCUCCCCAGGCUGAAGAUUCUGUGGCUUGAGGAGAACCCGUGUGCUCAAGCAGACCAGUACCGGCUGACAGUACUGCGGGCCCUACCAAAUCUCCAGAAACUUGACAACAUUACGGUACAUCCAGAAGAGGUCCAGGAUGCUCUGAGGAAGGGUCGAGAAUUGGUACACCCUAACGAUGUUCAGGACAUGUCUCCUAUGGGUGAGAAUGAGUGGGGAUCAGGCACCAGCAGUCUGUCUCACAGCCCCACGCAGCAUGAGGAUUACAUGAAUCGUGUAUACUAUGAAGAAUAUGUGGAGAUGGAACACACAGCAAGGACACCCAGUGGUGGCCAGAGAAGUCCACCAAGAUUGCAGGGAAGUGGUGACCGGGAGCCAGAAACAGUAGAUGUAAGAAGACAUUCAGCAUAUGUACAGGAUGAUGAACAUCAUACAUAUUACAAGGCAGACAGACGCAAUGCUAAUUAUGGGGCAGAUCCUGUGAUAUACACUCGACAGCACACUUCUCCCUCUGAACGCUCCCCAGUCUCUACUAACAGUCACCCAGAAGAGGUCUUGCCUUUGGAGAGCAUUAAGGAUGAAAUAAGCUGCUGCAUGACCAAGUCAGACAGCUUGCCUCUUAUGAAGGAAGAAGAUUCCAGGCUGCAAGUCAGCACUUCAGACCGAGGACUCCAAAAUUCGAAACCUCCCUGCCCUCGCAGACCUAGCACUAGGAGUUCCAACAUCCUGUCAGCUGUUCUGUACCUGAUUAAGGAGCUGGAUUAUCCAAACUUGGAGGCAGUGCAGGUGGCCAUCCGUUCACGAAUGGAUGAACUGGAUGUUUAGCAUGAAAAUUCCCAUACCAGUAGGCUGUGUUGUUUUUGCAGUCGGGUGUGAAAUAGUAACAAGGGUUGCAGGAAUUCUGCAUAUUCCAUAAUAAAGUCUGGAAUAAUAAUAUGGUAUUUGAUGAAUUACAUGAGUGCCUAAAUAUGGUACUCAUCCUAGUUCUGUCACCAUAAAAACAACCUAGGAAUAAUACACAACUGUGAUUUCUUGAAGAAUGUUUUUGUUUGAUAAAUUAAGUGACAGUAAGCUAUACUGACAAAGGAGAAGCAAAGGAAAGAUUCAAGAAAAUGGAUUUUAUUUGGCAGUCAUGCCAGUUUGGUACACGAGUGUGUGCACCAUUAGGUAUUAGAUAUACUUCCCUACAAAACAAUGUUUUAAGCAAGAGUCCCUCAGAACCAAGAUCAUCUUAUGCACAAACAUAAAUGUGAAUCUGAAAUCCUUAAAUGCUACUUGAUGUUUAACAGCUGUUGCACAUUGCUUAAGUCACACCAUAAUUAUUUAUAAUUGAAAGUCAUGUUUUGUGCAUGUAAUUAAUAUAAAGAUUAUAAUAAAAUAAUGUUUGGUGGGAUAACAUGAACACAAGUACCACAAAUACAAAGUCAUCAGGAUGGGCUUGACACUGCAUGCUGUUUUCAGCAACUGAUAUGACAUAAACACAAGAGCCAAGCAGCAAUCCAGACAACUAACCGUGGGUGCAUUAAUAGUGUAAAUGGUGUUCUUUAACUGGCCUGCCUAUGUCAGCCAAUGCAAUCAUAACAAGCCUCAGUCUUGCACAUUAGGCUAUAAUCUUUAAAAGCUAGCAACAUUAUCAUAAUACCCAAACCCCUUGGCUCAACCUGCCAAGAGAAAUAUAUAUGAGGCUCAUUUCAAAAUUAAAGUGGAUAGUAUGAGACUGGAAGAAAAAUUAUGCUUAAGAAUAAAUAUACUAAUGGGAGAGACACUGCCUAGUGGCUAAAUCUUGAGAAGCACUGGGGGCUUCUUUCCCUGGGGUGAAGUGGUGGGGGCAUGAAGCUGACUGCUCACCUGCAUGUAGUGCUGAGGUCAAGAAUGGCGGAGUUAUAAGAGAUUCAUUUUCUUGGUAUGGUCUUGUAAAGCACAGGGACAGCUCUACCUUUUACUAUCAUGCAUGACAGAUGAGAAAAAAACAGCACUGUGGUCAUAUAUAAAGAACCGAAUUCCCUGCUCAGGUUGUUGUUCUUGUGCAUGAAAAGGUUUAAUGGAUCAAGAAGGAAUAGCUUCAUAAUAUAUGAAAUGGGCGACCCAGUGGCUUGCAAAAACAAUAUAGCCUAUUGGUAUGGGAUGUGUUUAAGCCACAUACAACUUAGAACACAAAGAAACACCAGGCAAGAAACGGCACUAACAUGGCAUUUAUUCCUGGAGGUUUAACAUCAUUGGUACUACCACUGUUUGCAUGCCUUAACAAACUUUCAAGGGAUAGUGUUCACAUGCUGUGGAACAAGCAUGGAAUGAUGAAACUGUCAUCAGAUCUUUCAAGAAGUGUGGUAUAUCAAUCCAGUGAUUGGUAUAGAUUUUUUGUGGCAAAAUGAGGGGAAGCUAAAGCGGUACCAUUUGAUUCAGAGUUUGUCUGUAUGGUGUUGCAUUUACAGAUAUAUGCCCUUGCUUUGUAUUAAAACAUUAAGUUGUACACAACUUAAAUGUAUGUAAGUGUGUAUGUAUAUACAUACAUCUUUUCUCAUUUCUCAAUGGUAACUUUCAUAUUUUAAUGGAAUUAUUACUACUACUGCAAUACAGACUCCGUUGUUUUGUAUUUCACUUGUGUUUUGUUGUGUCUUUCUUCAUACUCAUGCUCACUUUGUAAUUGGACUCUGGGCUGUUAAGUUUGCAUGUAAAUAAAUAAGAAUUGCAUUGAAUUGAAUUUAGUCAGAGUUGAUGAUAAUGAUGAUACAGGAUUUAAUGAAUUUUUGUUUAAAAUUGAAUCUCACUGUCAAAUGUAGCCCAAACCUUAAAUUUUUAAUUGAAAAUUCAAAGCCAUCAUAUGCAACAGUUGUCCUAUACACUAGUAUAUGUGGUACACACUAAGGAUAAUGUUUUCUUGUGUUUCUGCUCUAUAUAGUUCCUUGGGUUUGUUCCUGCCCAUAGCUUCAAACAACAUACUAGUUCUUAGCACUGCAAUUUGGUCUGUCUUUUCACAAAACAUUCAGAGUGGAUAAUACAGGAUUCAUUACCUGUGUCCUGUGUGAUUACAGUAGCCUGAAGUAGACUAAUGGAAUCACUCUUCUCAUAUCCCACACUACUGGUGCCUAUAAAGGCCAUAAUGGAGCCAACACAUUUGUGUAUUUUUUAAUAAUGCAUACAUGACACUGGACAGUGAUUUAAUUGGUUACACUGCCUUACAGAUUAAUUACCAAGACAGAAGUAGUAGUAGCUAUAAGAACAGCAUUAAUUUUUUAACCUGGUCACAGUUGUUGGGAUGUAGCAGAGUUAUAGCUACUCUAGAAGUGUCUGUAUGUUGUAGAGGUUUCUUCCGGAAUGCUCCAGCACAGCCACAGUUGAAUUGUCACACUCAAACACUCAAUACAAUAGUUGGUGCCCAAACAUCCAGCAAAUUCACGGUUCACUCAUAUGUGAAUGGAAGGCCACCUCCACUGCCUCCAGGUUUGGAUAGUCAUGUAAUGGGGCUGUCCUUUCAUGAUCUGGAAUCAUCAAGCUGUUCACAUGGUGCAUGUCUAUACAUAAUUCAGGUUUCUUAUGUAUCUUGUGGAAUACUGUGAUAGGAUUGAUGUACAAUGAAUCAGAGACCUCAAAAACAUCAUCUUCAACCAUCUGAUAUAUUUGCUCUCUUGUAAAUAAGUCUUAUAGCAAAAGGAACUACUCUGAUACUCUGGAAUGUCCAGUCACCAGUUUCUCAUUUGUUAAUUUGAACUCAUAAUCAAACAGUUUACAUAUUCCUGGCCUCAAGCUACUCAUACAUUUCACCAUCAACUCGAAACUUUCCUUCCUUGUCUAAUAAAUAGGUAUUUCUGUUUAUAAUGUUGACUAACUCAGCAGGAUAAAUACUCUGUGAGUCUGGAAUGUCAUUGUUAAAUUUGUGAACUUGGGUUGGGCUCCCUUCUGUAUUUACUGUGUUACAACUGUGUACCUCCUUGUCUCUAUUCAGAUUUUCAUUAAUGAAACUUAAGCCAUAAAAUUGGCUUACAAAAUCAUCAUCUUCAGUAUUUUCAGUGCCAUUAUCUGAAAUUUUCAAGGAAAAAUUCUUCUUGCAUAUAUACCUCUGUUUGCUUCUACCAGGGACUGCUGCACUCUUGUUGAGGUCAUGUGAUUCUCAGCUGUGUUUAGUUUGGUUAUAUAAAUCCUUGUCAUGCUGCGAAAUAACUUGCAGACAGUGGUGUCCAUAAACUCUGCUGCUAGUGUGAUCAUCAUAAAUGUUGUCAGUAGACAGUGAAUUUUGAAACAUUAAAAACUGGUGAACCAUGCAUGCAUCUAUGCUCUAAAAAUUACAAAAAUAUGCUUUCAGAAUGCCAAAACAAAAACUUAAAUGGCAUGUAUACAUGAUGCAUGCACUAAAUUGCUGAUGUUCUCUCUCUGUGAUGUCUGUACACUUCUUCCUGGCUGUAAUUUGUGUUGCAGUAUGUCACAGUGUGUAUAUAUAUAUUGUGGAGCAAGUUUUUGGUGCUUGUUAAGUUUGUCUGUGGAGAAGGACCUUCCAGUGUCCGCAGAAGUGACGACAAUAUUUGAACGUAGCUUCAAGAUUUGGCAAUAUCUUCUUCGAAGCUCUAAGCCCUCUCAUAUAAAUAUUUCUUGGUAGCAGUGACAGCCUUCCAUUCUGGAUUUCUUUGAAAAAUAUUGCACAGUUCUAUAUUUACACUAGCCACAUAUUGUAACCAAAUGUGCCAGACAAGUUAAUAUGACUGAGAUGUGGAUAAAAUAUGUCCAAACAGGAGCUACUUUUACCAUAUAGCAGCAGAGUGUGAUAGGUGUACACAAAACAUAUCUUUAUUCCUUCCUUCCAGGUUACAAAUGAUAGAGAAUCAUAGCAGAAUAAACAAUUAUAGAGUAAUUUGUUCAUUCUAAGACCUUACAGGCAGUUAGAUGCAGUGUUCCCCAAUCAUUUUCAUUAAGCUUUCCUGGCUGAAAUUUCAUCCACCAUGCCCAAAAUCUUGGUGUCUUCUAAGUUCUCUUGAAUCUCUCAAAGGACUGAUUUAUCCAUAUACAUUUUCCAUAUUGUUGGGGCUUGUAAGAUAUAACAUUUCUCCAGGAAAACUCAGAGAUACUCAUUAUUCAGUUUAUUUCACGGUACAUUUGCAGCAAUUGUUGUUUCACAGAGUUUAUGAUAAAGAGCUUUGAUUUCAGAAGAAGGUUGAAGAGUAGAACUGUAGAACAUAAGUAUACAGUAAAUUGUAUUUGACAGUUUUACAUGAUGAUGAUGACGAUGAUGUUGAGGAGGACUGAUAAUUGUUAUAGUGAUAGUGAAUGUAAUUAUGAUGACAAUAACAAUAGAAUAACAGUAUAAUAAUAGAAGUGUCAUGGACCUGCAAACAGAAUGACUGGAAAAUAUGGUAAAAUAUCCCAUUUUCAGGAAAAGUACCAUUAACCUGGAAAAUAAAUUAUCCAAGUUUUUUCUAAAUCUGUUUGUUCUGUUUAAUUUUGAGGUAGGAUUUUAAAUAUUCUUGGAAGUCCAGUGAAUUAAUCUACAGAUGAAAUCAGCGAUUCCAGACUUUAUAAGCCUUUGUUUAAUAAAUGAUUUCACAUCACAAAAUGUAGCAACUUACCUGUUUAAAGCCACAGAGUUAACCAAGCCUAUUGUUUGUAUAGCAAAUGUCUGGAUUGCUUCCGCAAAUGCUAAGAAAUUGUUAAAAUGUUUGCCUAUGCUACAUUUGCAGGAAUAUGAAGUUUCUCAAAGUUGUGGAUAAAUUGCAGAAUUAUUUUUGAAAAUUUAUUCAGUGAUCCUACAAACAUGUUCAUAUCAUUUCAUUCUAAAUACAGGGUAAUUCAUAAGUCUCUCCUGAAACCCCAACGAUAAUUUAGAAUCACAGUACCCUUGUAGCCAUGUAUUUAGUCUACAGAGUGAUUUUAAAUUAUUGUUGGGGUUUCCAGAGGGACAUAUGAAUUACUCUGUAUUUUAAAUGCAAAUGAAUAUCGAAGUGCAGUGGCCGCAAAUGAUCAUUGAUACUGCUGGACUGAAGACAGCACUGCCAGUGAGGUCGCAUGUUCUAUUGUGUGUUGUAUGUGGACACUGUUAGGAGAACAAAAUGGCUGGUAGGUGAUUUUUGUACUGUGCUGUAUGCAUCUUUUAGUACAAAGAAAAUUUUAGAGCCACUUAUAACAUACAGAACUCUUUUGGGCAGUAUUUCUAAUAUCUCUAUCUCUUGUGAGACCUGAGGUUGUUACUGCACUCUUUAUUCACUGCAAAGUCUUGUAGAUAUUGUUUCAUGUCAUUACAAUAACAGUUAUCUUAGUUCCUCUUAAAUUGUAAUUUUUACCAUUCUGACGCAUAAGACUACUACUUGUUUGGUGGUGUUUUAAGUUAUGGCAACUAAUUUGCUUAUGUCCACCAAAUGACCAAUUUUGCUUAUAUGAAUGCAUAUAUUUGUCCAGUUUAAUACGUAAAUGUACAGAAAUUAUUAAUAUAAUACACUAAGUUUAAGAAUUAAGGGAAUGUUAAAUGUUAAUCCAAGAGGUGAGUCAUAAGGAUCUGAAGGAAAACUGAUUUCAGAAAGUCCAUAAAAUUAAUGAAGAGGAAGCAAGUAUAUGAACAAAAAGUCGAAGUUAUGCUUGCCACAGAACACAAAUUGUGUCCCCAUAGAGUCCAAUUUUUGGCCUACUUUUCUCAUUUUGGAAAAGAAAAAUGAGAGUAGGCUUAUAUGAUCUCCAUGCUGUCAGUGUAUCCCUCCCAGUAACUUUUGAUUGCCUGAACCAGUCUUUACGAAUCUUGGUAUGUAUAUUUAGGCACCUGAGCCCAUCUUAAUGGUGUACUUCAUAAAUCCCUCACAUCAGUCUGUCUCUCUGUAUGUAUAUCCCAUAUCAUUGCUAGGCAGUGGUUUAAUAAAAUUCCUCUUAUUAUUGCUAAGUGAUGGCUAUGUAAAACUGUUACUGCAGCAACAAAUAUUCACAUGUUUUCUAUGCCGUCCAUGUAAUGUCAAGGAAAGUAGGCAAUUAGUUUUCCCCAUACUUCUUGUAUUAAUACAAAAUUUUUCAGAAGUGAAAUAUUUGGAUGGAAUAUAUGUUUCACUUCCUCAUAUGGAGGCAGGUUAGAACACCUGCAUCAUAGCCCCAUGAGCCAUAGAACGCAGUGUAAAGGGAACCUGGUUCCUGGGGGUAUAUCUGGGCCACCCUGUCACUGGGGAACAUAAAUACAGAGACCUGGUCCACCAGGUUGGGGGUGGGAUGCAAGGCUGACAAGUUUGUAAAAGAAUUGCUGGUGAGAAAUCCAAAUAAGUGAAAACUGGAUGGUCCAAUUGAAGACCAAUCUGGCAGAAUCUUCUAAGGAAG
Molecule: messenger RNA, 7908 nt
Organism: Cryptotermes secundus
Lineage: Eukaryota; Metazoa; Arthropoda; Insecta; Blattodea; Kalotermitidae
Product: cilia- and flagella-associated protein 410
Exons: 10
Coding region: 379-1458 (359 amino acids)
Biological process (GO): cytoskeleton organization
Molecular function (GO): protein binding
Source: RefSeq, a predicted model, not a curated record